Messenger RNA from Olea europaea var. sylvestris, 695 nucleotides. RefSeq lists its product as uncharacterized. The record is from RefSeq and is a predicted model, not a curated record. Lineage: Eukaryota; Viridiplantae; Streptophyta; Magnoliopsida; Lamiales; Oleaceae. The transcript has a single exon. The coding region runs from base 90 to 296 and encodes 68 amino acids.
CUCUCUCUGUCUCUCUCUAUAUAUAUAUAUAGACACACACACACACACAUAUCCAUACACACACAGUAGAAGUUCAAAAGUGAGAAAGAAUGUCUAUACUGAUGAUUUGUAAUGGAGAGGAAACAGAGAUUGGGAGGCAACUGGCAGGUGGGGCAUGCCCUUAUUGUGGAGGGAAAGUGCAUUCAGUAGAUGUAAGAAGACAAUGGAAAUUUUGCUUUAUGCCCAUAUGCUUCAAAUUCAAGAGAAAAUAUUUCUGCACUUACUGUUCAAGGCGUUUGGUUUUGUACUUUUCAUAAACAUCGCAUCGAUUUUUACACCGGUGAUGUCUAGAGUGGCGUGUACAGAAGCGUGAUAUGACAGUUUUAUGGCCACGGAAUCGACCUAAAUACGACAUUUUAAGGCGAUAUAGAAGAUAUUUACCUGGGACAUGUUCGAGUAAGUCGAGUUAUUUGAAUGGAAUUGUAAUAAAGUGUGUGUUUGCGCUUUUGUAAAUUGGGAUUGCCAAGAGAAUGUGUGCGACUUGUCGUACGUCAUUUUGCCCAUCAAGAAUUCAUGUUGAGCACGAGUGUGAGAUUUGAUGAACAAAUUUAUGAUACGAAGUUGUUCGUGUGCAUUAAUUUAGUGUAAACAUAUGUAAAUUUAUUAAGUUGGAUAAUCUUUUUUAAGUGUAUCAACCAUUAUCAUUUUUCACUCCA